AUGGCAAUAUUGCUAUCAACAAUCUGUCUAGCCUUUAAAGUACGACGGGGCCGAUCGGAGUUGGUCGUUCCAGCGAAGCCGAAGCCUACACCGUACGAGUUUAAGCAACUUUCUGAUAUCGAUGAUCAAGAAGGCCUCAGAUUUCUACUUCCGAUUAUACAAUUCUACAAGCAUAAUCCGAACAUGGAGGGAAGUGAUCCAGCAAAGGUAAUAAAAGAGGCAAUUGCAGAGAUGUUGGUGUUUUACUAUCCUUUUGCAGGCAAGAAACUGUUUGUGGAGUGUACGGGUGAAGGUAUCUUGUUCAUUGAAGCAGAUGUGACUUUUGAACAGUUCGGUGAUACUCCUCGACCUCCAUUCCCAUGCCUAGAAGAACUUCUUUGUGAUGUUCCAAAUCAUGGUGGGAUUCUUAAUUGUCCAUUGUUGCUCGUCCAGGUUACCCGACUCAAGUGCGGAGGUUUCAUCUUUGCCCUUCGUCUAAAUCACACCAUGAGCGAUGCUUCCGGCAUCGCCCAAGUCAUGACGGCAGUUGCCGAGAUCGCCCGUGGCGCCUCCACUCCAUCCAUCCUUCCGGUCUGGCAAAGAGCUCUCUUAAACGCCAGAGACCCUCCGGCGCCCACAUUCCCCCGCCACGAAUACCCCAAAAUCACCGCCGGUGCCGCUGCUCCCCUCGCCGACGUCUCUCACCGCUCCUUCAUUUUUGGCCCCGCCGACAUCUCCGCCGUCCGCAAAACCCUACCCCUCCACCUCCGCCGCCAAUGCUCCGCCUUCGACAUCCUCUGGCGCCUCCGCACAAAAGCCCUUCGCACCAAUCCAGAGCAACAAGUCCGCAUACUCUGCCCCGUGGACGCCCGCUCCAAAUUCAACGACCCCCCAUUGCCAUCCGGGUACUACGGCAACGCCAUCGCCUUCGCCGCCGCGGCCACCACCGCCGGCGAGCUCUGCCGGAACCCAGUGGCGUUUGCAGCGGAUCUGGUCCGGAGGGCGAAGGCGGAGGUGACGGCGGAGUACAUGAAAUCGGCGGCGGAUUUGAUGGCGAUGAAUGGGCGGCCGGGAUUCGAUGUGGGCGGUGGGGCGUUUGUAGUGUCUGAUGUUCGGAGGGCUGGAUUUGAGAAUGUGGAUUUUGGGUGGGGAGCGGCGGCGUACGGCGGGCCGGCGGAGGCAGGGCAUAAUGGAACUCUUGGAGUGGCGAGUUUUUUUGGAACUUUGAAGAACAAAAAUGGGGAAAAUGGGAUUGUGGUGCCUCUGGUAUUGCCUGCUGCGGCCAUGGAAAGAUUUGUGGUCGAAAUUGGUGUUUUGUUGAAGGUUGAAGAAGAUGGAAACCAGAAGGGGAAGUCUAUAUCUGCUCUGUAAUGGUACUAGGAAGAAUUUUGGAUCAUAUUCUUAUGAAAACGAUUGCUUUAAAUGUCGAUGGAUAUAGUUUCGAAAUCUAUCAAUCAUGGAUAAUUGUUUGAUACGUUGAACUCACAAAUAGAAUGAUAAAAUAUU
Momordica charantia (bitter melon) is the source of this 1485-nucleotide messenger RNA. RefSeq names its product benzyl alcohol O-benzoyltransferase-like. NCBI's taxonomy places the organism in Eukaryota, Viridiplantae, Streptophyta, Magnoliopsida, Cucurbitales, Cucurbitaceae. The record is from RefSeq and is a predicted model, not a curated record.